GCCAACAUUGGUCUCAAAUGGAACCUGAAGAAUGGAGGCACCAAUCACGUGGUCAAGGAUACGAUCGAUAUUAUCACCUCAGGUAAAGCCAUGGUUGUUGGCUACGAUGUCACUCAUCCUACGAACAUGUCCAACGACAAAAGCGCAGCGCCCAGCCUGGUUGGAAUGGUUGCCAGUGUUGACAAAGACCUCGGACAAUGGCCGGCUAUUGCGUGGGAACAGCCUUCCCGUCAGGAGAUGCUUGGAGAUGAGUUCACAGAGAAGUUCAGGCCUCGCCUCUUGUUAUGGCGUCAGCGUAACCAAAACAGACUCCCUGAGUUCAUCAUCAUCUAUCGAGACGGCGUCUCGGAAGGCCCAUUUACCCAGGUUCUCACAACUGAGCUGCCUAUGAUCCGCAAGGCGUGUGACCAGCUCUAUCUGCCCAAGCAGCACCCAAGGCUCUCCAUCAUCGUAUCCGUCAAACCCCGCCCUGCUCACUAUGCUGUGCUUUUGGGUGAGAUCUUUAGGGAGAAGUACGGCGUGGGUGACUUGGCUGCGGACCAGUUAGAGAAGCUCACGCAUAACCUCUGCUACCUCUUCGGCCGUGCCACCAAAACGGUCAGUAUUUGCCCGUCGGCCGACUACGCGGAUAUUGUGUGUGAACGGGCUCGCGUUCACCGUCCGGCUCUUUUCGACAUCUCGGACGCGGCAUCGACGACCACAAGUGCAUCUCAGCCCGUUGCACCCUCAAACAACGUGCAGGUGCAUCCGAACCUGCAAGACACGAUGUAUUAUAUUUGA
Molecule: messenger RNA, 780 nt
Organism: Colletotrichum godetiae
Lineage: Eukaryota; Fungi; Ascomycota; Sordariomycetes; Glomerellales; Glomerellaceae
Product: ribonuclease H-like domain-containing protein
Exons: 2
Biological process (GO): regulatory ncRNA-mediated post-transcriptional gene silencing
Molecular function (GO): RNA endonuclease activity; single-stranded RNA binding
Source: RefSeq, a predicted model, not a curated record